Messenger RNA from Penicillium pulvis, 1458 nucleotides. RefSeq lists its product as uncharacterized. Gene Ontology annotation, biological process: regulation of conidium formation; sexual sporulation resulting in formation of a cellular spore; conidium formation. Lineage: Eukaryota; Fungi; Ascomycota; Eurotiomycetes; Eurotiales; Aspergillaceae. The transcript has a single exon. The record is from RefSeq and is a predicted model, not a curated record. Bases 1 to 1458 code for a protein of 485 amino acids.
AUGGAGAUCACCGAAAAAGAAACUUCUUUGUCCAAUAUUUCACCGUUGGCAGAUGUCGAGAAAGCAUGGUUAAGCCAUUCUGCUUCUUCGAGUACCACCUAUAUUCCUGACGAAAUCUGCACCCCUUCACCGACCACGAAGCUAUACUUGGACUCUCCAAUUUUUGAAAGGAUACCCUCGAGAGAGUACAUAUUCUGGACUAUCUACCGGCAACUUUUUUCCGUUGUUUUCAUUGCAAACCUAGCGGUCUUGAUCUGGAUUUUGGUCUGUGAUCGAAGUAUUGUACGUGUAGCCGAUGCUACAGCCGCGAAUUUUCUAGCUUGUGGUCUUGCCCGCCAGCCUUUGGUGGUGAACGGCUUCUUUAUUACACUGUGUUCGAUUCGCAAGUCUCUGCCUAUUUGCCUCCGACGUAUUGCUGCCAAAAUCUAUCAAUAUGGGGGUAUACACAGCGGAUGCGGAAUUGCGUCUUUGUUAUGGUACGUGGCGUUGGUGGUGCUGAUGACCCGCGAGUUCUGCAUUGCACCAACUCACACUCUAAUUACCACCAUCUCGCUCGUCCUCUCUCAUGUCAUCCUUGUGCUACUCCUAGCUAUUAUUGGAGUCUCCUACCCAGCUUUUCGCGUUCGUUAUCACAACGCAUUUGAACUAACCCAUCGGUACUGCACCUGGGUAGUCGUUGCUCUCUUCCUUGCUCUUCUCAUCAUCUUUGCCAAGACGGUAUCCUCUCACUCUCAAAGUCAAUACCUUCUCCAUUUUCCCGCAUUUUGGUGCGUCUGCAUCUCGGCUCUGGCUAUUAUUCAACCUUGGACUCGUCUGCGCAAAAUCACCGUCCGCGCUGAGGUCCUCUCCUCACAUGCUCUACGUCUGCAUCUCCCAGGCUCCACCCGCUUCGGCAAAGUCAUCUCGCUGUCGCGGAACCCUCUGCGCGACUGGCACAGUUUUGCUACAUUCUCUGAUCCAGAGUCUAGUCAAAAUGUCGACUCCUCAUUCUCUUUGAUUGUUUCACGCGCUGGUGACUGGACAUCUUCCAUAAUUGCCAAUCCUCCAACAACCUUGUACACCCGUGGACAGAAGACCUACGGUUUCACCCGUGUGAUGCGUCUCUUCCACCGCAUUGUCCUUGUUGCUACAGGAAGCGGCAUUGGACCUUGUCUGGCAUUCUUGGCAGAAAAGCACAAGAGGCCUUCGAUGCGCCUGCUGUGGCAAACUCGGGCUCCCACCCGGACGUACGGGUCUGAGGUGCUGGAGCUUGUACAUCGACUUGAUCCUGGUCCAAUGAUCGUGGAUACGGAUAAAUGUGGCCGGCGAGUUGAUUUGGUUCCCAUGAUUGCGGACUUAUAUCACGAGUCACAAGCAGAGAUGGUCUGUGUAAUAAGUAAUCAGCGGUUGACGGAGGAGGUACUGUAUCGAUUGAGAAGUCGGGGGAUAGCGGCGAUGGGACCUUUGUUUGAUUCAUGA